AUGGCCAGUGUUUCAGUGGAACAGGACCAUUUCACCUGUCCAGUGUGUCAGGAUCUACUGCAGAAUCCAGUGACCAUUCCCUGUGGACACAGUUACUGUAUGAACUGUAUUACAGACUGGUGGAAUCAGGAGAAUCAGAACGGAGUUUACAUAUGUCCUCAGUGCAGAAAGACCUUCAGCCCAAGACCUGCCUUAUGUAAGAAUGUGAUAUUUGAUCAAAUGGUGGAGAACCUGAAGAAGACGAAACUACAUACUGCUGUUCCUGCUGGUGCCUCCUGUCAGACUCAUUUUGACCUUCAUGAAGAAUUUCCCCCAAGUAAACCAUACAAAAUGAUUGAUCCCACUGGGAAGAAGAGGAUCUGUCAUCAACAUAAUAAACCACUGGAAAUCUACUGCCGGACCGAUCAGCGCUAUAUCUGUUAUUCGUGUUCCGUGAAUACACACAAAAAUCACACGUUUGUAACAGCUAUAGAAGAGAGGACAAAGAAACAGAACCAUCUGGAUCAAACGCGAGGAAACUUCCAGGAGAGAAUCCAGCAGAGAGAGAAAGAUCUUCAGGAGCUGAGAGAGGUUGUGAAGAAUCAUAAGCAUUCUGCACAGAAAGCAGUGCAAGAGACUGAGAGGAACUUUACUGAACUGAUCCGCUCCAUUGAGGGAAGCCAAUCCGAGAUCACACAGCUGAUCAGAAAUCAGGAAAAAGUUUUAGUGGGUCAAACUGAAAUACUCAUGAAGCAACUGGUGCAGGAGAUUGAUGAACUGAAGACAAGAGAUACUGAAAUGGAGCAGCUUUCACAAACAGAUGAUCACAUCCAUUUUCUUCAGAGUGUUGAGCUAUUCUCUGUUCCUCCACAAACUACUGAUGUGCCCAGAAUCACAGCCGAUUCUCACCUCUUAUAUGAUGAUGUGGGGAAAUCUGUCCUUCUGCUAAAAAAUAAACUUGAGGAAGUCUCCACAGAUUUGACAGGAAUGAUAUCUAAUAGAGUGCAAAACAUAAAGAUCUUUUCCACUUCUGGGGAGAGCAUAAAAACACCACAGCCACGGCCCAGGUCCACAACUCUACCAGUGCCACCAUCCAGUAACAACCCAAUGCCAUUACCAACUAGGCCACAUAAUGAAUUGCCACGAAACAGACCCUUUUCAGGUUCAAAAUAUUGGCAUUCCUUAGGAUAAGGGUAACAGUCCAGACCCUCUGCAUUGCCAGGAUCAUGUGUCAGACCCUGCACAGCAACACUUUGUGUUUGAAGCAACACAAAAGCACAAAAAAAAAAUCCUCAUUAUAUUCUUUUUUGCUUUGUAAAUCUGCAAUAUCUGCUAUCUCUACUAUAUACUAUAUAAGUAUCCAAUACCAUUAUCUACAGAAUUGGUAUAAUUUUUAAAACCUUAUUUUAAGUAUACAUUUAUAUUCCUUCUGUCUAAUCUUCAAUUCAAUUUAGCCUGUCUUAUGGUGUUAAAAUAUAUAAGUAUCCAAGUAUAAGUUUUAAGUUAUAAGUUUGGUAAAAUAUUGUUUUAAGUAUAUAUUUAUAUAUUCCUUAUGUUUAACCUCUAUCUCUGAUCAAACAUAAGUGAAACAGUUAAUUAAGAUCUUCAGGAGCACUUGACAAUUACAGCUGUGUGCUGGAGCAGGGUUACAAUUGAACUCUUCAGCUACGUAGA
Molecule: messenger RNA, 1653 nt
Organism: Carassius gibelio (silver crucian carp)
Lineage: Eukaryota; Metazoa; Chordata; Actinopteri; Cypriniformes; Cyprinidae
Gene: ftr63
Product: finTRIM family, member 63
Exons: 6
Coding region: 1-1170 (389 amino acids)
Molecular function (GO): zinc ion binding
Source: RefSeq, a predicted model, not a curated record